AUAUGAUUGAUGUUUUGGUAGUUAAAUAUGGCGACUUGUGAAUUGUGACAGAUUAUAUAUAAGAACAUUAAUAUAUAAUGUUUAAGUUACUAAAUAAAAUAAUAUGAAUAUACGAAGAUAAAUAAUUUAUUUUAAAAUGCCGGUUGAUAUUAAUCGAUUGACUGAAGGAUGGCUGGAACUGGAAAGUGACCCUGGAUUAUUUACACUACUGUUGGAAGACUUCGGGGUAAAAGGAGUCCAGGUCGAAGAAAUUUAUGAUUUACAAAAAUCAUUAGAAGGACCCGUUUAUGGAUUCAUAUUUUUGUUCCGUUGGAUAGAAGAACGACGGUCACGUCGCAAAGUUGUUGAGCAAGACGAGAGUUUUGUUAAAGACGAAGAUGUUGUCAAUAAUAUUUUCUUUGCGCAACAGGUUGUACCCAACAGUUGUGCGACCCAUGCAUUAUUAUCCGUACUACUAAACUGCCCAAAUAUUCAUCUCGGCACAACACUGUCACGUCUAAAACUUCACACAUCAGGAAUGUGCCCAGAAAACAAAGGCUGGGCAAUAGGUAACACACCAGAGUUAGCUUGCGCGCACAAUUCCCAUGCAAUGCCACAAGCAAAACGACGGCAGGAUAAAAAUACUGGUGUGUCAACGGGACGUUUCACCGGCGAGGCAUUUCACUUUGUCAGUUACGUACCAAUUAACGGCCGACUAUUUGAAUUAGACGGAUUGAAACCUUAUCCAAUGGAUCACGGGCCCUGGAAAGAACACGAAGAGUGGACCGAACAAUUUCGUCGCGUUAUCACUGAUCGUCUUGGCAUAUCAACUGGCGAACAAUUGCAAGACAUAAGAUUCAAUUUAAUGGCCGUAGUGCCAGAUCGUAGACUUGCUAUUUCCCAUAAACUGACGAUGCUCAAAACAAAUCGUCAAAUUGUCGUCGAAGCGCUUCAGCAAUUAGUCAAAUUAAGCAACAGUAGUCAUCAUCACAAUAAUAAUGCGAAUAUAAAUGGUCAUCAUCAUAAUAAUCAUAAUAAUCACAAUCAUCAGGAUAAUUUAGCGGUAGGGGAUAAAAACAAUGAGGAUAAAAGUGAUAAAAAAUUAAAAACUGAAGAUGAUUGUAAAAAUGAAGUGAAAAACGAAUCAGAGAUAACAUUCAGUGUACCUGCUGUUAAUGUUGAGCAAUCAAAUACGGAUUCACAUGCUGAUAUUAACAAUGAAAAUGCCAAUGCCAAUACUAAUAAUGUUAAAACUGAGUCUACUACUAUUGAAAAAGUUGUAAUGUGUGCAUUGGAUUAUGCAACUCCACUACGUAUUCAAACUUCUCCGGCACACAGUUCUUCCAGCACGGAUACUUCAUCGGAAAUUGGAUCAGCUUUUAAUUCACCCACUCAAGCAUGGGGAUGGAAUUCCGGGCAAAGUAGUCCAACUUCAACAAAAGAUUUUAAAAAGUUCGUCGUAAUUCGUGUUGCUGGUGAUGAAAAAAAUGAAGCGGGUCUUACUCGGUCUCUUGGCAAUAUAAAUAUUAAUGGCAAAAGACUUGUCUCGGACUCAGGACAUUUACAUAAAAAGGUUUGUUUGUCUGGCGAAGUUAGAAUUCCUCAUGCAAGAGUUAAAACAAGUAAUGGAGAUACUGUUACUGAAGAAAAAAAAGUUGAAAAAAUAGACUCGAAACUUUGUUCAAAGUACCCGGAGUUAUUUGAACCUCACACUUUCGCGCCAAAAGAUUUGUUGGCUUUAUUAAAAAAUCUUGAGCAAGAAAUAAAUAUAUGUGAGACGAGUUUGAAAGACGAAAAUGAUAAGAGAAAUAAAUAUAAAAUUGAUGAUUGCAGACGAACGCAUAAUUACGAUGAGUUUAUAUGCACAUUCUUAUCGAUGUUAGCCCAACAAGGAAAGCUUGCGGAAUUGGUUCAACAACAUCUUACAUUAAAGAAACAUACAUCUGUUACUGUUAAUCGAGUACACAGAUCCUCUAAAAAAACAGAUGCGAGACCAAACACUUCACGCAGACGACGUGGCCGUACUAAAUGCAAAAAACGUAAAUAAAAAAAAAUCAAGUUGAAAUUUUCUCUGAAAGUUUUACGCAGGUCGUGAACGUAACACCUAUGACGAUAAUCAAACCUCAAUGUGAGAUAUGAACUAUGAUUUUUUCUUCACACAUCUUUUUAUUUAUAAUUAUGAUUACCCGGAUAAAAUUACUCAGAUACAAUAUUAAUUAUACUGUAUAAAAACUUUUAUACUUGUCUAUGAACAGAUAUGAAUGUAUAUGAUCAUACAUGCUACUGCGAUAUAAAAUAUGAUCAGAUGUGGUUAUGUAUAAUCGCAUAUUUUCGUGCCUGAUCAGGUUCAACUUAUUAUCUGAUCAUAUAUAGUAUCAGAUAUGAUCAUAUAUAAAUCUAUACUCUACUAUAGUUUCGUACAGGAUCAUAUAUGAACUCAUCUGAUCAUACAUGGUAUCAGAUAUGAUCAUAUAAAACUCUGUACUCUACCAUUGUUUCAUAUACAAUCAUAUACACGAUCAGAUAUGAUUAUAUGUAACAUCAGGUAUGAUCAUACAUGCUUUCAUAUACAGUCACAUAUGAAGCCAUAUACUUUACUGUAAUUUCGUACUUGAUCCUAAAUGAACUCAUAUCUAAUCAUAUAUGAUCAUAGAUAUUAUCAGGUGGGAUCAUAGAUACUAUCAGAUAUUAGAUAUGAUGAUAUGUAAUACCAGGUAUGCUCAUAUAUGAUAUCAGAUAUAGUCACACAUAAGUCACAUACUCUACUAUAGUUCUGAACUUGAUUUAUAUGGACUCAUAUCUGAUCAUAAAUGGUAUCAGAUAUGAUCAUAUAUGAAGCUCUAUACUCUAGUAUUGUUUUAUAUACAAUCAUAUACACUAUCAGAUAUGAUUGUAUAUGAAGCUCCAUACAUUAAUAUUGUUUCAUAUAUGAUCAUAUACACUAUCAGAUACGAUCAUAUAUAAGCAUACAUAUUAUCAGGCGAGAUCAUACAUGCUAUCAGAUAUAAUUCUACAUAAAGCCAUAUACUUUACUAUGGUUUCGAAUUUGAUCGUAUAUGGACUCAUAUCUGAUCUACAUUGUAUCAGAUACGAUCAUAUAUGUCCUUUCAUAUUCUACUAUAGUCUUAUACAACAUCAUCUGUAAUAUGAAUUACAGUUAUGUAUAAUUAUACAUAAUAUCAAAUAUGAUCAGGUUCAAAUUCAUAAAUAUCAUGAUCAUAUACACGAAUUUAUAUCUGAUUUCAUAUUGACAUAGAUAUCAUAUCUGAGUAUUUCUUCCCGGGUAAUUCACGUACUCAUUGAAACCAGUGUUUUUUAUUUUCAUAUUAAUAAUUAUAUAAUUAUUAGUAUUAUUAAUAAGUGACAAGUAAUUGGUAUUAUAAAGUGUACAUCCCAUUACCAACGGCGAUAAAUAUUCAAAUCAAUUAAUUAUUACAUUACUAUUCAAUAGAUAUAGUAAGUAUUUAAAGCUGUUUAUACUAUUAAUCUUUUAAAUUAAUUAUCAAUCAGAAAAAUUUAUUUUUAAUUUUAUGACUAUAAGGUUCUAUAUUGUAUUUAUAGAAACUGUUGAACCAUGAGCAUUAGAUUUAUAAUAAUUCAAAUCUAUAUCACUCAAUUACGCCACUUAAUUUUUUUAUUUUAUAAUAAAUUAUUAAAUAAUUUUAUAAAUAAAUAUACAGCUUCAAUCAAA
Molecule: messenger RNA, 3670 nt
Organism: Microplitis mediator
Lineage: Eukaryota; Metazoa; Arthropoda; Insecta; Hymenoptera; Braconidae
Gene: calypso
Product: ubiquitin carboxyl-terminal hydrolase calypso
Exons: 7
Coding region: 137-2026 (629 amino acids)
Biological process (GO): protein deubiquitination; ubiquitin-dependent protein catabolic process
Cellular component (GO): cytoplasm
Molecular function (GO): cysteine-type deubiquitinase activity
Source: RefSeq, a predicted model, not a curated record